AUGUACCCUAUGGAUACUAUCAAGACUCGCAUGCAAAUGGACCAGGCCAACCCUUUUCGACUGGCUGGCAUAUUUGGUGGGGUUGGUGGAUCUCUUGCUGGCCAGGUCCCCUACGGAGUGUUGACUUUCGGUUCAUACGAAAUGUACAAAAAAUCGUUGUUGUCUCAGUUUCCUGAAGUAAAGCCGAUCUUCAUGUACGCCUUGGCAGCCGUGAUGGGCGAUCUCACAGGGUCAGGAUGGCUAUGUCCCUCGGAAGUUGUCAAGCAACGGAUGCAAGCUGGUAUGCAUGGAUCCACCAAGGAUGCUGCUGUCAGUAUUUGGAGAUCUAAGGGCCUUGUGGGGUUUUAUGAAGGGUACUUUGGUGGAGUUGCGCGUGAUGUACCCUUUCGUGUUGCCCAGCUGACUUCGUAUGAAAUGACGAAGAACCUCUACCUACGGCUUAAGGGAAGAAAACUCGAGGAAGAGAAAAGCAAAACCCGGAAACGCAAAAGCACGGCUGAAAAUCGCAUGGAACUCUCAUCUGUGGAGGCAGCAGCUUGUGGUGCUAUUUGUGGAACUUUCUCUGCCGCUGUGACUGCCCCCCUCGAUCGCAUUAAAACCCUUCUUAUGACUGACAGUGCUGCAUAUGGAGGCUCAGUAGCAUCAUGUGCCUCAAAAAUUGUGCGUGAAGAGGGCAUUCGAGGGCUGAUGACGGGAGUAGUCCCUCGUGUUAUCUAUAUUGCUCCUUCGGUUGUCAUAUUCUUUGUCGCCUACGAGCAAAUGCAACAAAGGCUGCGGUAUUUCUAAUAAGAAAAGCAGAGCUCUCUAAAUUUAACAGAUAUCUCCUUGCUGUUGGUGACUUUGCACUGGCGCUGCAAAUUUAGCUGCGAAAAAUUCUGAUUGUAAGGAUUCGAGCGCCUUUAGUAGAUCGCUUUGAGCAACUUCCCGAUCGGCUGACACACGUGAAUAAAGCUCUUCAAGCUCAGAACGGGGUUGCUCCGCAUGUCCACGAAGCUUACAGUAUCUGGAAGCGAGGACUCCAUUCAGGCAAAGUAUUUGAUUUUCUAGAGCUUGAUCUUUUAGCGGGCGAUAUGACGCCGCUAAAAGCAACUGGCCAACACACGACAAUCGCUCUUUCGAAAAGAGUCGACGAUGCGUUUGCUGUAAGUCUUCGUCACGCCGUUGGGGAAGUAGAGAUGCCG
Messenger RNA from Phaeodactylum tricornutum CCAP 1055/1, 1181 nucleotides. RefSeq lists its product with no specific name. Gene Ontology annotation, cellular component: mitochondrial inner membrane. The coding region runs from base 1 to 786 and encodes 261 amino acids. Gene Ontology annotation, molecular function: S-adenosyl-L-methionine transmembrane transporter activity. The transcript is spliced from 3 exons. The record is from RefSeq and is a predicted model, not a curated record. NCBI's taxonomy places the organism in Eukaryota, Bacillariophyta, Bacillariophyceae, Surirellales, Neidiaceae.